AUGAAUACUAACGAAAGUAGUAAUUCAAGUUCAUCCAAAAAAAGGUUACAACAAACAAAACUUGAUUAUUUUGGAAUAGCAAAUAACUUUGUUCAAGGAAAAGAAAAAAGCACUGCAUCUAAUACUGGUGAAGAUGUUGCUCUUAUCGAAAAUUUAUUGGUUAAAAGAACUCGAGAUGAAAAUACAAAACAAAAGAUAGUAGAAAUUCUUCAAAAUCUUAAAGGCCUAUCGGGAAAAGUUUUAUUGAAAAAAAUUUUAGAGGAUAAAUCUUACGAUUUAUUUGGCGAUAAUAAGCAU
Molecule: messenger RNA, 297 nt
Organism: Funneliformis geosporum
Lineage: Eukaryota; Fungi; Glomeromycota; Glomeromycetes; Glomerales; Glomeraceae
Source: the annotation of a GenBank genome assembly